This is a messenger RNA of Psylliodes chrysocephalus, 1556 nucleotides long. Lineage: Eukaryota; Metazoa; Arthropoda; Insecta; Coleoptera; Chrysomelidae. The record is from the annotation of a GenBank genome assembly.
UGUCAUAGCAAAAUGUCAUAACAUAACCAAAAAUUACUGCCUAAAUUUGUUUACAGUCAUAAAAACAAGAUAGAUAACUAAAGUAUUUCUUUUAAUUCUCUAGUUACUAAUUAAAAUGUCUGAAUUUCAAAUCGGCGAUAUCGCUUGGGCUAAAAUGGUACGAUCUCCACCCUGGCCAUGCGUUAUUUUAAAAACUGUUGCUGGUAUGCGAAAACCAUCAAAAGAUCCAAACAGAAAAUACUACUGGGUAUUCUUUUUCGGCUCUAAUAAUUUUGCAUGGAUACCAAAAUCACAACUGAGCAAUUUCGAGGAAAACAGAGAAAAAAACAUUCAACCUAGUGAUGUUCCCUAUUUCACUGAAGCAGUUGAAGAAGCAGAAGAACAUUUAGGAAGAAUGAAGUCAAAUCCAGAUUACAAAGUUGUGGUCAGCGAAGAAUUUAAGUUGAAAGGGAAAAGGAAAAGAAGUACGAGAAGAGCACAUAAGUUUAAAAACGAAGUGAAGUUAAAAGGAUUGACUGUUGAUAUAAACAAUUGUGAUUUCAAUGAAAAUAUGGAGUACUCUAAAGGUGUCUUAGAUACAAGACAGAUUUCAACGUCAAAGUUGGUUUUUGGAGUUUUAGGAAUUGGCAUAAUAGGCAGUGGAGUGGUAAAAAAUUUGAUACUUUCUGGUCACAUAGUCAACAUAUGGAACCGCACAAUGAGUAAAUGUGAUACACUAAUAGAUAACAUUGGUGGAAAAUUUAAGAAAUCAGUGAAAAGUUUCUUCAGUCCUCGCUCUCUGCUACAGAGCUCAGAUAUAGUUUUUGUCUGUGUUUCCAGUCAAGACGUGGCCAACAGAAUUUUUCGUUAUAAUUUCGGUAUAAAUAAUCCUAAGGAUACCAUUUUAAAAAAUAAAGGAAUAGUUCAGAUGACAACAACCGGUCCAGAGACAUCCAAAGAUAUAAAAGCCAUCAUAGAGAAACAAGGUGGCAAAUAUUUAGAGGCUCAAAUCCAGGGUAGCAGAAGUGAAGCAGCAGAAGGAAAUUUACUAGUAUUAGCAGCGGGAGAGGAAAGUCUGUUUUACGAUUGUCAGUCAUGUUUCAAGGCAAUUGGAAAAACUGCAAUGUACCUCGGUGAAGUUGGAUACGCUUCAAAACUAAACCUCAUCCUCCAAAUGAUAAAAGGAGUAAACCUUGCUAUCCUAGCCGAAGCACUUUCUUUAGCCGAACGAUGUGGUAUAACCCAUACGUUUUUUCUCGCCAUUUUUAAUCAUUGUCAAAUUGCAAGUCCGUAUUUAAAAGAAAAAGCAAACAUUAUAGUUAAAAAAGAUUUUAGCAACGUAGAACAAGCUUUGAAGCAUCUCCAGAUGGAUUUGAAACUUGGAUUGGACUUAUCUAAUGACGAACAAGAACCGAUGUUUUUAGCCAAUGUCGCAAACGAAAUGUUCAAACAUUGUGAAAGGUUAGACUAUGGAAGUCAGGACGCAGCCUCCAUUUAUAUGAGAAAUAAGCAUUAAAAUAUUUUCUAGGACCAUUGAUUGUUUAAUCGUUGUUUAGUUUUGUACAUAAUUAUAUUAU